Cottoperca gobio is the source of this 1438-nucleotide messenger RNA. RefSeq lists its product as uncharacterized. The transcript is spliced from 12 exons. Lineage: Eukaryota; Metazoa; Chordata; Actinopteri; Perciformes; Bovichtidae. Bases 361 to 1005 code for a protein of 214 amino acids. The record is from RefSeq and is a predicted model, not a curated record.
CUAACAGGUCCCUGAACGUCUCAGUGAAUGGGUAUCUGCUGCAUAUGUUGCAGUGGUUUAGGAUUAUAAUAGGGGGGGGGGGUGUUAUUAUAAAAUCAUGCACGGUGCACCUUUAAUGAGCAAUACUCAAGCUAAAAACGGGUGAAUCUAUAAGGAAUGUGGACAUGUAGGUGUAUGACAUGCCAUGAGGGUCAAAGCUACGCUAUAUGAAACAGCAUGGAUCAUAAGAGAUUUUCCCUUCAGUACUUGACAGUGGUUUCCCCAGACUCCUCCAGAUCGACAGAGGAAGACGAGGUGAAGCCUUGGAGAUCAUUGUGUUCCCGUGUGAAGCUCGACAUUAGUCAAAGCCAUUAACUCAUCAUGGUUAACGACAUGGAGCUCAGGACGACUGACGGCGGCCGGGACCGGGCCCAGUUCUGGGAGGCGUUCCCCCCGGUGCAAAGAUUCAACUGGUCCGUCCUGCAGGAUGUGAAGCCCGUCGUCAGGCUGCCCAACAACAACUACGGCACACUGGCGACCAGCAGCGAUUAUCGAAGGAUCCACACGACGCUCCUGCAUGUGAUGGCCAGCAGCAGCUUCCUGGAGCAGAAGCUAGAGCGCUGCCUGAGGACCCAGAAGGCUUUCAUUGUCCUGGUGAUGGUCUUUGGGCUCCUGCUUCAACAAAAGAAACUAAGAAUCAAAGACCUCAGAAGGACUGAAGUGAAAACUAUUGGAAGUGGAUCAGAUGUCACUACAAUAUGCAGCAAUACUACACGGAUCACCAUCACACUUCUAGUGUGUCGGAUCAGAACAGAGAGGAGUGGAGACGAGUGUCGUCUGCUGUAUGAACAUGGAGGGGGCUUUGAGAGCGAGUGUGACUCCAGGUUCUCACUCAUGAUGGAGAAUCAGACUGUUUUUCUUCACCUGACCAGUUUAACACCAGUGGAUAGUGGGAACUACACCUGUGAAUGCACACACUCAGGGAACCACUACUCUCCGUCUGAAUAUCACUGUAGAAGAGGAUGAAGACGGCAGCAGUUCAACACAGAUGCAGAUUCCGAGUGUUUUGAUCGUCGUACCUACAGUCAUCGUUAUAACUGGAGUUCUCCUCGGGUUCAUCUACAGAGGAAUACGUCAUGGAAGACAACCACCGAGCAGUCGUCCAAACACGGAGCCAGAAGACAUAGAGCCGUACGGCACCUUCAUGCAGAAAGAGAGCGAGCUUUAUUCAACGCUCAGAAUAAAUGUCUGUGACACGAGUAACUCAAACAUGUCGACCACAGAGGACACAUUCAGGACAUGAUUAUAACAGCUGUUGUCCAGCAGGUGGCCCUGUUUAGCUUCCUGACUGUAUCCUUAGUAAGUUUAAAGUCUAAAAUGUUAAAUUACUCUUAUUAUGUUACACUGUAAUAAUGAUCAGAAUCAUCCAAUUAUUUUACAAAUAAACAGUUAAAACUAA